Phragmites australis (common reed) is the source of this 1107-nucleotide messenger RNA. RefSeq names its product transcription factor IBH1-like 1. The record is from RefSeq and is a predicted model, not a curated record. Lineage: Eukaryota; Viridiplantae; Streptophyta; Magnoliopsida; Poales; Poaceae. The coding region runs from base 317 to 874 and encodes 185 amino acids. Gene Ontology annotation, biological process: regulation of DNA-templated transcription. The transcript has 2 exons.
GUUUCAGGCCACCUCCUCCAGAUCCUCUCUCUCCUCCCAACCAAUGAAAGCCAUGUAUAUAUAGCACACACCACAUCCUGCGAUGAUCAUGCUAACAACCUUGCAUUGCUUUCCCUUUCUCUCUCAACUCACAACAAAUAUCUCCGUCAGUAGCUGGGAACAUCAUUAUUAGCUUGCUUGUAUGUGUAAUUAACCAGCCAAUUAGCAUUCGAUCGAAUUUCAUGUUGCUACUAGCUAGCACAUUUGCAUCUUCUGUUAGAUUCUUGUUCCAUUGCAGCCAUUUCAUCAUCAACGUACCGGUGUCUCUUGCAUACUCAUGUUCUCUUCACCUAGUCUAAGCAUGCAAGGUUCCAAGAAAUUCAAGAAUGCAAUCCUCAAGAACCUGCUUCUAGGGCUCAGGAAGAAGGGCGGUGUUGAACCGAGGGACAUGAGCUUCGACGAGAGGAAGACUGCCAUCAGGCACGCCGCCGACGCCGCCCUCGCCACCGCGAGGGGCGCCGCGCCGUGCUGGAGCCGGUCCCUGGCGGCGGAGCUCUCGCACGGCGGGCACCUUCGUCCUCGUGCCAGAAGGACAGCUUCAGAAUGCAAGUCCAGCAUGAUGACGUGCAAAAGGAUCUUGAGAAGGAGGAGCCUCCGGCCACGGCCGAGGACGAAAGCCACAGCGAAGGCGGCCGGCGUUCUUGCGAGGGCCAUGGCGAGGAGGAGGGCAAAGGCGCUGAGAGAGAUCGUGCCAGGAGGGAGAGGGAUGGACGAGUGCACGUUGCUCGGUGAAACCCUAGACUACGCCGUGUCUCUGAAAGCUCAAGUCGAUGCCAUGCAGCUUCUGUUGAAGACUCUUCAGGCUCCGAAGAACCCUAUGCUGAAGCAGCAGUGAGAAGAAACUAUAUACUGAAAGGUGAAUGUGAUCCAGAUCGUUCAUGGAUUAAGCUUGUAAGAUAGAGUCCCCCCCCCCCCCCCCCGGGUUUUAUUCUCCUCCUUGUUCUUCUUCUUUCUUGGUUUCACUCAUGCGCUUCUUCGUUAGCACUGAGAUCAUGAGGCAUGAAGGAUCACGUGUAUCUUACGUACAGUGCUAGUACUACUAUGUAUAUACGGCUCCUUUUAAUACAA